Molecule: messenger RNA, 9042 nt
Organism: Haliotis rufescens (red abalone)
Lineage: Eukaryota; Metazoa; Mollusca; Gastropoda; Lepetellida; Haliotidae
Product: ectopic P granules protein 5 homolog
Exons: 46
Coding region: 8-8407 (2799 amino acids)
Biological process (GO): autophagosome maturation
Cellular component (GO): cytoplasm
Source: RefSeq, a predicted model, not a curated record
UGGUCAUAUGAUCAAAACAAAGUCGAAGAUGGCUGAAGCUGUGAGAGACAAGCCCAGGAAAAGCAAGAGUAAGAAAGAUGGAAAAGAUAACAGAACGAAAAAGAAAAAAGAAUCUUUGAAUACUAUCUCCGAGGGCACAGAUUCUCCAUUUCCCAAAGUCCUAGAGGAGAGUGAAAAAGAAGCUUCAGAUUCAUUAAAAUCUGUGCUUCAGGAUCUCUCCAGCGCAGACACUGAGGAACAAGCUCCAUCAGGAGAUGGCCAUCCAGCUCAAGAAGCAGACUUGGCUUCAGAUACUGAUGUUAGAGAUCUGCCUGAUGCCAAGACAUCAGAUAUGCCUGUUGAUCCUGGAUUAGAACCAGCACGGACAGAAUCAGAUGUGUGUAAAGAUGAAGAAGAGGAUGAGAAGGUGCAGGUCUCCGGGAUUGGUGCUGUUGUCAUUGAUACUGGCCAACACAUACCCAUGGGGCCAGAAGCCGUGUCGGAGGAGCCUGCAGUGGGUAGUUCAGAUGGUGUUCAAGGUGUUUCUGAACCAGCCAUUGACGGUCUUGUUGAUGUGCAGACAGAAUCUGUGUCCAGGGCUGAACCUGUGAAAGAAUUAGAUGCUGCUUCAAACUUAUUGAAUUCUGAUGAAGUUGAAGAAAGUAAUUCUGAACUACAAUCAGAAGCUGCUCACAUGUAUCCAUCUUUGCCUUCAGAUGUAGCUGUGCCUGUUCCUGCACUUGACAGUGCAAGUGUUCCUCCCUGUGUUGACGUACAGGAAAGUGUGGAGGAAGAUACCGACCUAUUCUAUUCAGUUUCCCAGCAGGACGAAACCCCUGUCUCAGCUGAAACUGUAGCAUCAUCUAAUGAAGGUGGCGAUGUUGAUGUCAAACAAGACACUGCUGAAGACGAAAAUGUAGAUGUUGGUGACCUAAGUAAAAUUUGUGAUGAUGUACCGAACUCAGAGGCUAAAGAACAUACUGCUGAAAUAGUAGCACCCAAAGCCAUGCAACAUGAAGAACAUCCUUUGGCGGAGCCUUCAUCGAAGUUCACCGAUGAAGUUCACGAGGCUCAGGAUGUCACAGGUGACAGUUUGACCGAUGUGCGGGCAGAAGGUGCCACAGGGAUGUCUCGUCAAGAAUCUCAAUCAGAACACAGUGCUGAGGACUCCUAUGAAUUUGUCCCCAAAGCAAAGAAACCAGAGCCAGUUUCUGUGAAGUUAACAGAAAAACAGCCCCAAAGAAAUUUGAUAGAUGUGUUAGAAACCAUUGAAUCCUUCCCCAUACCAGAGCUUGAGAAGGAGUCCGCAAAGGCGGAGGCUGAUGUGAGAACUGAACCUUGUGCUGAUGCAGGGCCACUGCCGAAACCUGAAGUAAGAGAACGGGUUGUUCACAGGAAGGUGUACGGUGAAACGGCCCAGGUGUUCAAGCCCAUGACCAUUGAGCAGAUCCAGGCGUUGUAUUAUAACCCCCAACUUGCCAAAAACCCACAGUUCAUUGAAAGUUUUGUUGUGAAAGAAGCAAAGAAAGACGGCCAUGAAUUUUUCGAGAUCCUGCUCAGCUACUUCCGGUCCAGGAAGAACCUGAUCAGUGCGGAGGAGGAUGUGAAGGGGCUGCAGUCGAACUACGUGAAGCUGCAGGAGGAGAUGUGGAUCACCACCACCAAGUCCAUCAGUGCUCAGUCCGUGUGCGGCGAUGGAUCCAAGGUGUCCACGACCCAUCUGUAUGAGACCUGCAAACUGAACGAGGACUCCUUACACAGCAUGCAGGUGACUCUCCAGACCAUCAGAGACCACAUACAGGAGGAGCUGACCCUGCACGCAUACUCCUCGCAGCUCUCCAAGCUUCAGGUUGAAUCCUACCUUCACAAUUUGUUCAUGAACUCACCGGGACUGAGAGACAUCCCCAAAAACACUCCAGUUCAUGCUGCAGCCAGCCAUAGACCUGACCUUCAGCAUCAGGUUCACAAGUUGCGAGAUUGUAUAUCUGUGUUGUUUGUGUUUCACCGGCGCCCCAUCAAGGAUGUGGAGUUUGUCACCAACAUCAGACAGUGGACCGACAGACUUGUGGCAGCACUUCUAAGAGUAGCAACAUUUGAUGACCACCUGUUCACCCUGAACCACGUCCUGCGAUGUCCGACCGGGGUAGGGAAGUGGGCGACCAAGCUGAUACAGGUUCCUGAUCCCGGACCGUGCUCCAUGCAGGGAGCCUUUGGGAGCCCAGUGCUGGAUCAUCUUGUCACUGCAUUGGCUACAGUACUCUUCCCAACACAAUGCCGCGAGGAGUUUAUGAGUCAGAUGCGGACCUCCCUGACCAACGAGAGCAUGCAGAUGGAGAACACCUGGAUCCUGGUGGACUCUGACGGAGAAGAGGAUGAGGACCCGUCCCAUGCCUGGCUGUACCUCCAUGAGAAUGACAUCGUGUCGAUACUGAUGCAGUUUCCAAUCACUGCAGUGUUUGCUCAUGUGCUGAAGGCUACCAUAGACGAGUCAGGCACAUCUCACUAUCGCAUUGAACACUCCCUUGAGGCCGACAUGAUGAGGACGUUCGCCUUCUGUACCUGCUGGGUGAACCUGUUGGGGUCGGGGCUACAGACGUACUGUAUGGCCCGCUACAGACAGCUCAACAAGAGACUGGGCAAGAUGAUCAGACAAACUGUGUCCUAUGUGUCUGACCACUGGCUCAACUUCAAGGCUCACAACUCCGGCCGGCUGAAUCCCGGCACACUGACGAGGCUGCAGAUGGAGUUUGACCAGUUCUUCAUGAGGUCCACCUACUGCAUCCUCACGGCACAGAACUGUCGUGAGUCAGACUUGCUGGGGUCGUGGCAGUUCAUGGCAGACAUGCCCUACACCUGUGUGUCGAGUGACAGCAUGUGGCAGCUGUUGUGGGUGCUGCAUCAGGGACAGAGCCACACCCUGAACCUCGACACCCUACCCCCUGUGGAACAUUGUCAGGGCUAUCUUAAGGAUCCUGACAGCAGGCAGCAGUUGGCAGACAAUUUGCUGAGUCUUCAGACAUCAGAAACCAUAUACCUGCUUACGACAUUUGCCAACAUGGCUCAGUGUCGGCCUGAAGAAGAAGUAGAUUUCAUCCAGACAGUCAGCUUCGGGGUGUUCGAGAUCUCGUACACGUGCAGCCACACGCGUGAGUUCUGCUCCAAGGUGGGACGAGAGCUGCUGUCAUCCAUUGUUAUCCGACAUCCCUUCAUACUCUCGCUGCUGCUGCAGAGGUCAAAGGAGGUCAUGCCAAAACUGGGAAUGAUGUCCCUGUAUUUGUUCCGUGAGCUGCCGAUGUGGUCGUGGUUGCCUAGCGAUCCGGACAUGCUGGUGCUGAGGCAGUGGCUGCUGUUGUCAGAUCUCACACAGCCGGAGAACCAGCUGGCGAGACUUGUGCUCAGUCGGAUGAACUGGAGCAUCGAGCCACAGACGGGAGCACCUGUACUGUCAGUACGACUUCACCGCCAGGUGGCGCUACUACUUGUGGAGUGCUAUUCCAAGUACAUAUCCAACAGACACAUGGGGGCCGUCAUUGGAGAGGGGAUCAGACAGAUGGCUUCAGUUGUCCGACAGAACCAGACCCAGGAGCAGCAGUUCAACAACUGGGCCUGGGACUUGCUGCUGAAACUGAAGCUACACAAGCACAGCAUCCCCUCUCCUUCACUGCAACUUGCCGCUGAGAUGGAGCCACCAGACCUGCUGAAAGAUGACCACUUGAUGCCCGUCUCCAGGGGACUCAAACUGAAGAAUCCUGUGGCUUGCUUUGUGGCUCUCACCAUGACUAGUAUUGGACACAACAUUACAAGUUUUGUGACCGAGGGUAUGGACUACCUGAUAAGUCUGACCACAUGUAACCAGUUCUCCGCUGUCAUACACAUCAUCAGCUGCAUCGUGCCCUACUUCUACGACUCCCCUAUGUACUUCCUGCAGAGUGAAGGGUUCUUGAAGAUUCAGCAAACCCUUCUGGCCGCGGAUGAAUCACUUUUUAAGAUGGCCAAGUCAGUUUUGGGUUCCCAGUUCCCAGGAACCGUCACUAAACAGUUCACAGACAUGAUACAGUCCCAGAUAUGCAGUGCUGUGCCGGGGAAGAUGACACUGGUGAUCCUAUUCUGGCUCAAGGCACUCAUGAAAGUUCCCCGAUGGUCAACUGAUAGGAACUGCUGCUACGUGGUGGACUCUCUGGUGGAGAGGGCAUUCACCGUCCUGGGUGCAAUUGAUGAAAUGAAGCUGGUUUUUACACAAGCGUUUAAGGACAUUCGUAAAAGCGACCAGAACCAAGGUUUGGUGACGUCUGUUGUCAGUUGGAUUGCAUCUGGUGUGUCGUUGCCUUCACUGAUGGAACGGAACUCCUUCCCAGAAUUCACCUGGCUGGCCUCCAUGAUCCUGGUGGUCGAGGCCGACUAUGAGGCGGACACGAAGAUGUGGCUGUCUCUCGUACAGGAGAUGUACGCGGACACCAAGCUGUCUCCUGAUCAAGCUCACAGGCGUGUGGUCCCCAAACUGAAGUUAGAACAAGCUCCAGUUUUUGCACGUCUCAACAUUUACCGCUGGGCACAGCAAGCUCUUGAUACUCCAGUGUCCCAUCCGUUCCUCCCUGUCGUGUGGCAGAGGUUCUUCCUGCUCUACCUGGGCAGACAGGUGUUCGAUUCCAGUCUACCUCAGAGGGCCAGUGUAGGGGAGAGGUUCUUUGACAGCAUGAGCUACUCUUCCAUGUUGAAGAGGAUGAAGAAGAGGCUGGGUGAGGCUGCAGAUUACCAUAUGUAUUCACACACCAAGAAGGACAAGGGAAACAACACAGAGGACACAAGUGGCUCUGACGAGGAGACGCCGGAGAGACAGCCGGGAUACAGCAGUUCCAAGGAGUUUCACCAGAAGCUGGCCAGGAUGUACAACACAUUUGCCCUGUGGCUUGAUGAACCUCGUCUCCAUGACGCCAACCUCUACCUCCCAUCCCUCCCGGCCCAGUACGACUCAGCUCGCCUCCUGCAAGUCUUUCAGAAUCAAAUGGUGCCAUGGCUGGAGUUUGUGGAUCUGGAUUCUGUCCGGCACCAGCUGGCGAAAUCCGCCGAAGACUGGAAUAAACUGGUGAAUUCCGCAUCCUCCGAUGAUGUGAGAAACACGAUGCUCAACCCAGAGCUGGAUCCCCUCAAAGCUGCAGACCGGAUCUUGGUGCGUCUCCGUCACUACGACCCCCCUGUGUCCCCCCCGCCACUGUGCACCCUGAAGGCGCCGGUGCCAGACAUCAGCACAGCCAUCUUGGUGGAGAAACACUCCCUCAUACACCUCCUUGAUGCUGAUCUCAACACGCUCCGGGACUACACAAGGGUGUUUUCAACUCGAGUGGCCCAGCACUGUGCUGUAGAUGGAAUCUACCUUGACCUGUUACCUGUGUUGUACUCAAAUGAACUAAACCAGGUGACCUUGACCAUUGAAUGUAAGAGCAAGGUGAACCCGCUGCACAGGUGCACUAACCCAGCUGUGGCAACAGUUCAGGUGAAUGAGAAGACCAUUAACAAAAGUGUCCAGCGUAAGAUGGACGAGAAUCGGGCGGAGUACAAGCAGGUGAUGAUCGAGUGUCUCCUGCCCCCACCCCCGAGUGUCUGCACGGCAGCUGUACAUGUGGAGAACGCAAUCACGAUGCUGAUCAAGCUGUCUCAGUCAUCGACAGAUGAGAGCCAACUCGCCACCCUGUUUGACAUUGCCAACACUUUGUUCUACCACCUGGCCACCAUGAUCAACGAGGACACCAACUUCUACCUCCCUACCAAGCAGUUCUUCUCCUCGUGCCUCGAGAUACUUGGCCAGGAAUUCUUGUCCCGAGACUCCAGCCAGACUCAGCUCCUGCUUCAGUUCUGUCUGGACAACCCCAACCUCUCCUGCCACGUGUCGCAGCACUUCAUCCCCAACAACAGCCCGGAGACGUACGUGCUGAUGUACGAGCAACUCAUUCACAUACUGCAACAGAGAAACAUGGACCUGGUCUUUGCUCUACUCACUAAGUUCGACGUGUGGACUUGGCUGCAGACCUCCAAACCUCCACAGGGGGACAGGAAGAGGUUUGUGGGUAUUUUAGGUUCAGCUCUCAUGUCCUGUGGAGCUGAACCAGAGAGGAAGACCAAGCUUGUGUUUGAUCUCUACUGCAGUCAUCUCAACUCGUACCUGCAAACCAACUUCCCCCAGAAUCUGUCCGAUGUCCUCUCUCUGGUUAUACAAGGGUCAGCGGUGGAGAGGCUUCAUGUUCAGUGUUGGGAGAUAUUACUUGGCGAAUGCUUCACCCCAGUCACCCAGAGUCUGGCUCCCCAACAACGGAAGCCAUCAAUCUGCUUCUCCUUGUGUGACGUGGAGGCAUGCACAGACACAGUCCUUGCCACAACACAGCUGACGGAGACCCUUCAGUGGCUGUCCAAUCAGUUCAUGCAGCUUCGCCUCCAAGACUCGGAGACCGCCUCGUUUGGCCUCUACCCCAAGUGGAGCCGCUACAUCCCCUAUGUGUCCCACUUCCUCGGGGGACUCAUGAGAAGCUUCGUCACAAAGAUGCUGCCGAAUUUCACAGAGAUGAACCCAUACCAAGUGCUGGACAUGACAUGGAAGCAGGUCCUGGACCUGUUCGCUGCCUGGAUCCAGCCUCUGAGCAACCCCCAGCAGACCUGGUACCCCUGGAUAGAGAGUGACAGCCUCGUGGCACUGGAGAUGGUGGCCAUGUUCCGCAAGGUGGUGGACUACAUCAGAAUACAGUUCUCAGCCAAGAUGGCGGACAUGGAUGGUCGAGUGCUAGGCAUGCUGCUGAUGUACCACAUGAACUGCCUGUCCACCCCCGCCCUGCCCAUCUGCAUCGCCGACAUCUACAACCAGGAGCUGAGACAGCUCCCCUGGGAGCAGCUCAAGCCGGACCUGCAGCUCCUUGAGAUGAUGGCACAGUUGAAGGAGCGUGUGACUGCACCAUGCUUCCACCUGAUAGGCUACAUCCUGACAAAAGUGACGUGGAAUGAGCUGGUGCAGUACCUCAUGAUCUACCAGCCCCCGGACAUGACAGCCAGGUUCCAGUCAGCCCUGCUCAUCCUGCUGGUGCAGUGCUAUGGGGACAAGUCACUCCUGGAGAAACCAGAGAGUGUCAAGUUGUUGACAGCUGCAGAGAACUUCAACUGGCUGUAUGUGGGGUCGUCCAGCUAUAGGGUGGCUAGCAACUGGUUCAUGCAGUGCUGUGACCCCGUCUGUGUCCUGGCAGAAAGGUCGUCCGCUCUUGCAUUGGGGCUGAAACUGAUGCGGGUGGGAGCAGGGUUCAGCAACGACACCGGCGUGCCCUGGUCAGAGGACCUGUCCACCAAGAGAUUGAUGUACGUGCACUGCAUCACCCAGCUGCUCUGUCAGUGCUCCUACAGGGCAGACGUCAACACGGAGGCCAUCUCCACCGUCAUCGUCAACCUCCUCACAGAGAUAGAGGCUGUGGAAACCUCUGUGUUGGACAUGAAGACCCAGCAGGAAGAAUCUCUUGACUUGGUCAAGGAUGUCCUCAGUCUUCUCAACAACUGCAACCCAGAAGGCAAUGCCCUCAGUUUCGUCAUGACAACCAUCACAGACUGGCUGAAGUCCUCCCCUCACAGCAUCCUACUCACCCCCUGCAUCAAGGCCGCCAGCCGAUGCCUGGCCUCCCUACAACAGAUGGUGCAGAUCACCGAGGCCUGCAUCGAGGUCUACUUCACAGCGGACCAAAACACAGGAAGCAGUGGACAGUGGGACCACAUCCUGGCUGUUUUCCAAAUGCCGGAACUGAACGUAUCUGACUGCAUCAACGAGGCCAUCAACCAGGGUUCCUACCUGAUGCUGUACGCUCACACCCUGCAGCAGAUACCCCUGUGUCAGAGCUACAAGGAUGAACUCAAGCUGAUGGACAACCUGGUCAACUGGACCAACGACAUCAAGCCUGGUGCUGAGAAUGAGGGCAAGCUGCUGCUUUGGUGGCAAAAGCUCCUGGACCUCAUCCUGAGACAGCUGGAUGGGGGAGAGAGGAGGGUCCGCUGUAUCCUCGCCCUCAAGAAGUUCCUCAUCCAGCUCAACGUCUUCGGAGAGGACAGGGCUUCCUCAGGACUGCUUGGUGCUAUAGGCUUCGGUAAAAAGUCAGCACUGUCACUGAAGUUUCGCAUCAUGUGUCGCACCAUUGCCGCUUUCCUUGCCACCCAAAUCUACAGCGACACAGAGCUCCGCCUCCAGCCCCACCAGGCCUUGUCCAACACACAGUCAGCCCGGGCCAGCCGCACAGCACUGGUCAGUCUCAAGACCAACAAGCAGUACGCCCAGUACAAGGAGCAGAUCGAUCUGGUGUGCCACUUCGUCCCCGACCAGACAAUGUGUUUGAGAGACUCCCUAGCACUCCUGCAACAACUGGCACAAGCCUUCUUUGCCGACUGGCACUAUCUGAAAUGUAUUCAGUGAAUUAGAUAUAAGGAUACUAUUACCCAUUGCGCUUAAGGUUGAAGCUACGCUAAGAUCCAUCUUAGCCAAGUGCAGUGGUAAACCUUCAAAAUGUGAAUCUACUUGGUAUUUGGUGCAAGACUAGGCCCCAGUGCCCUUUGUGUGAGAGCUGACUAUAUACUUGUGAGAAGACUGGAUGUACUGGCUAAUUGUGUGUUAUCUUGUCCAACCAUUAUGGAUCAUUGCUUGUGCUUCCAACCACUGAUUUGCCUGACUCUGAUUGAUUAUUUACAGACCACCAUGAUGUUGUUCGAAUAUUGCUGACUGCAGCAUGAAACAGCACACACUCAAGUAUAACGUUUGUUGAGUAAAAAGGUAGAGUUUCCAAAGUUUAAAUAGGUGUUAAGCUUUUAUAGCUGGUGCUGCAUGAAGGUUUCAAUCUUUAGCAUAUAACUCCCUUAUUAAACUUUCGAAACUGACAUUACUUGCAUAGAUUGUAAAGUUGAUGUCACUAGUUGUCCCAACAGAUGUGGUGGCACGGGUGGCCCAGUAGUCUAAGGCGCCGCGAUUUGCUGUGCAGAGUUGCGUCCCAAGGGCACACCAGAAACCUAUGUUUGUGGGUUUGUAUAUCCGGGUUCGCCCCGAUUAUGUUUAUA